UUCCCGCCGCCGGCAUUCGUUGCUUUGGAGAAGCGGAAGUGAUGAGUGUGGGCUGCGCGGCGGUUGGAGUGGGGAUGGAGGAGGAGCAGAAGGAGAACCUUCCGAGGGUCGUGGAAAGUGGCCUGGGCCCGGGCUCAGGCCAGGGCCAGAUGAAGCAGCGUAGCAGACUUGAUGGACAAGAGCUGCCAAUGAAAGCUACCCCUGCUGCCUAUGUUAAAGAUUUCAGUGACCCAGUCUACAAAGAGAUUGCUGUCACAAAUGGCCAUAUCAACAGGAUGACUCGUGACGAGCUUCGCACAAAGCUAGCAGAACUCCAUCUGGAAACCAGGGGAGUGAAGGAUGUGCUGAGAAAACGAUUAAAAAAUUACUACAAGAAGCAGAAGCUGACUCAGACAUUGUUAAUCAAGCCAGAGUGUUCAGAUAUGUACUACGAUUACAUCUGUGUCAUUGACUUUGAAGCAACGUGUGAAGAGAACAACCCACCGGAAUACUUGCAUGAAAUUAUUGAAUUCCCUAUUGCCCUCGUGAAUACUCACACUCUCGAAAUUGAGGAUACAUUCCAGGAAUAUGUCAAACCAGAACUGAAGCCCAAGCUUACAGAAUUUUGUACCAAACUCACAGGCAUCACGCAGGAUAUGGUUGACAAAGCAGGGAGCUUCCCAGAUGUUCUUCAACGAGUGGUUGACUGGAUGAGAGAGAAGGAACUUGGAACCAAAUGCAAAUAUGCAGUGCUGACUGAUGGCUCCUGGGAUAUGAGUAAGUUCCUGAAUGUUCAGUGCCAUCUUAGUAGCAUCGAAUAUCCACGGUUUGCAAAGAAAUGGAUUAACAUCCGAAAAUGUUAUGGUAACUUCUACAAGGUUCCUAGGACUCAGACUAAACUCGCCUCCAUGCUUGAAAAGCUGGGAAUGAAGUACGAAGGGCGGCCUCACUGCGGGCUUGAUGAUUCCCGAAAUAUCGCUCGUAUUGCUAUACGGAUGCUCCAGGAUGGAUGUGAACUGCGAGUGAAUGAGCGGCUGCAUGCAGGGCAGCUGAUGAACGUGCCAAAUACCUCCCCACUGGAGAGUGCUCCUCCUCCUUAUUCACCAUGGCAGAAAAUCUAGUCAUCAACAGAAUCAUGACGGGGGGGCCAAACUGGACUCCAAUGAGCCCCAUUUGGCUUGAGGGAGCACAGCAUUCUGACUGUUUGCUGGCAGCUGCAAAAAAACUCCAUUGAUUUUUAGAAAUUCUCUCGUUUAGAAGCACUGGCAGGAUUUUGUGCCAUAUUUUUCACUUGAGUCACACGAUUGCCUGUUAUGUUCUAAUUGUGUUGUAAAACUUACUGUACAGUGUAAAUUGGUGUAAAGUGGGGAGAUAAAUGGCAAAAUUCUGCUUAAUCCUUUUGAAGCAUUGUUUUUUUAUAUAAAUUAACACCUACAAAAGUAUUGUUUUAGAAUAGCCCAGCUUUGCCUUUUUACAUCUUGUGGAAUUUAAACUUGUCAAAAAUAAUGUGCAAUUGUCACCUUUAAUCAAUUGCUUUUAUGAUUCCUUUAAAGAAAAACACUGCCUCUUAAUAGUUUGACUCACACAUCCUAAUAUCACAUUAAGUUUCUUUACCUUAAAGGAAGCCAGGAAUCAGCUUUAUGCAGUGCUAAGCUUUAUCACGAACAGGGGUAUUCUUGCUUGCCUCGCAUUAGGCAGAUGAACCCGACAUAGUUGUGGUAUGGUUUUCUCUGCUGUGCUAAUUUGCCAAAAUAAUAUGCAGCCCAACCUUGUGGGAUUUCAUCCAUUUAAUGGGACAGAUAGCUUCAAUGUGGUACCUUGCUACAAAUUGAAUGUUCCUACAUAAAUUAUUUACUAAAUUCUUUGAUAUAACUUUAUGCCAAUUGUUUGAAAAUGUACAUUCCUCUUGUACAUUAAUGCUGCAGUGCUUGAGCUAUUAGAUUUUUUAUUACAUGCUUGAUAUUUAUUUUUCCUUCGCACAUCCCUUGCCACAUUUUUUACCCAACUUCUGAUGGUGACUGAAAAUGCCAUCAAAUUUCCUGUGACAGAGUCACUCUGCACUUGCACAAGAGCAUUGGAGGUUGUCAUGCUUUUUGACUUUCCCAUCAUGCAGAAGCUCAUGGGAGGAGUCUGCACUCAAAUCACUGCACUUGUGCCUCUGUUGGCUGCAUUAACUAUAAAGGUAAAUUCAGCUACUCAUUCUCAAAGAGAACAGUAUGCAGAGAGGAGAGAAUCAGAGAUAAGGGGCACAAUACUAUCAGCAUUUCUUCAAUCCACAUGGUUCCCUGCUGAGAGUGCCAAAUUUGUCCUUCAAUGUUGCUUCCUUUCUCCAUGUGAAAGUUUGAAUAGAUUAGAACUUGUUACAUCUGUUCAGUACCUUUGUUUGGUUUUGUUAAUUAAAGGCUAAGUUUUAAAAGUUU
Molecule: messenger RNA, 2399 nt
Organism: Carcharodon carcharias (great white shark)
Lineage: Eukaryota; Metazoa; Chordata; Chondrichthyes; Lamniformes; Lamnidae
Gene: eri1
Product: exoribonuclease 1
Exons: 7
Coding region: 42-1100 (352 amino acids)
Biological process (GO): exonucleolytic trimming to generate mature 3'-end of 5.8S rRNA from tricistronic rRNA transcript (SSU-rRNA, 5.8S rRNA, LSU-rRNA)
Cellular component (GO): cytoplasm; nucleolus
Molecular function (GO): 3'-5'-RNA exonuclease activity; nucleic acid binding
Source: RefSeq, a predicted model, not a curated record